GCAUCCCGGGAAUUCACCUCUCAGCAUCCUGACUCGCUGGGAACUCGGCUCCUCAAUAACCUGGUGCUCCAGCUCUCCAGGAACUCACACCUGCAGCAUCCCAGAUUCCCGCACCCCAGCUCGGCAGCAGCUCCGCACCCCAGCUACCACAGCACCCGGGCUUCCUGGCCCCUCAGGACCACGACCAUGGCGUUCAUGGUGAAGAGCAUGGUGGGGGGACAGCUGAAGAACCUGACGGGUGGCCUGGGUGGCGAGGAGAAGAGCGAGGGUGAGAAGUCUCCGGCCGAGGCGCAGGGCAUGACCCGUGAGGAGUAUGAAGAGUAUCAGCGGCAGCUGGUGGAGGAGAAGAUGGAGAGAGAUGCCCAGUUUGCCCAGCGCAAGGCGGAGAGGGCCACGGUCAGGUCCCACUUCCGAGACAAGUACAGACUCCCCAAGAACGAAACAGACGACAACCAGAUCCAGCUGGUGGGAGGUGAUGUGGAGCUGCCCAAGGAGCUGGCCAAGAUGAUCGAGCAGGACAACGAGGAGGAAGAAGAGAAGAACUCAGUGAUCGGCCAGCUCAGCAACAUCCAGAACCUGGACCUUGAUUCCUUGAAAGACAAAGCUUCAGCCACGCUAGAGGACCUGAAGCAAUCGGCCGAGAAAUGCGCCGUGAUGUGAGCCGGCAGAACCCCCCCUGCCGUCAGCGUGACGGGGGGAGAGCAGGGAGGGGAUGCAGCCAAGGGGCUGGCGGUGGCUGUUGCCUGCAGCGGGGACCCCACUGAUGUUGUCACCCUUGCCUCGUCUGAGUCGGGUCCUCCUUCUGAGCCGCGUGAAGCCUCAAGUCCCUGACCCAGAUGUCCCUGAUGUGUGGUUUUUGUUUUGUUCUCCGGGGUAAGGUUAGAGCAGAGAGCCGGCAGGAGCCCCCCCGCCCCCCCCCCCCCUUUCCCCCUCACCAUACCACAACGUCUCCUCCUGUGCCCGGGGCAGUGGGUGUCUUUAGCAAGAGCUGGAGGGGAGUGGGUUGCAGGGAAGGAAAGCCCUGGGUGACCUUGGAGUGCUCUUGAACCGUGUCAGCAUGAGAAGGCAACAGCCAUACACCAUGUCUCUGCCUCCUGAGAGCGCCAGGGAGGCUCCAGUUUGCUUUGCAAGGACGAGGCACGGCACGAAAUGCACCACCC
Molecule: messenger RNA, 1160 nt
Organism: Dryobates pubescens (Downy woodpecker)
Lineage: Eukaryota; Metazoa; Chordata; Aves; Piciformes; Picidae
Gene: CPLX3
Product: complexin 3
Exons: 4
Coding region: 187-660 (157 amino acids)
Biological process (GO): neurotransmitter transport; regulation of neurotransmitter secretion; synaptic vesicle exocytosis
Cellular component (GO): terminal bouton; SNARE complex
Molecular function (GO): syntaxin binding
Source: RefSeq, a predicted model, not a curated record